AUGGGAAAACUCAUUCGCCUGGAGCUUUUCAAUUUCAAGUCUUACAAAGGACAUCAUACGCUACUCUUUGGAGAUGCCUACUUCACAUCAAUUAUUGGCCCUAACGGGUCUGGCAAGUCAAACUCGAUGGAUGCCAUCUCGUUCGUUCUAGGAAUCAAGUCUUCCCACCUGCGAUCUACCAACCUCCGUGAUCUUGUAUACCGUGGUCGUGUUUUGCGCACGUCAAAAGUCGAUGGGGCGCCUGCCAACGGAGAGAAUGGCGAGCAAGAAGAGGACGAAGAAAUGGAUGCUUCGCAAGAUGCCGGUGGCAUGGACGACCCGAAGACCGCCUGGGUUAUGGCUUGCUAUGAAGAUGAUGCGGGUGAAGAGCAACAAUGGCGUCGUUCUAUCACCAGCCAAGGCGCCAGCGAGUACCGCAUUAACAACAAAAUUGUCACCGCUCAGCAAUACAACGAGGCUUUGGAGGAUGAGAACAUCUUGAUUCGCGCGCGCAACUUCCUCGUCUUCCAGGGAGAUGUGGAGGCUAUAGCAUCCCAAUCGCCUCGAGACCUUACUCGGUUGAUCGAACAAAUUUCCGGCAGUUUGGAGUACAAGGCCGACUACGAGAAGUUGAAGGCAGAGGCGGAGGAGAUGGCUGAGCAGCAGACUGUUCAACUGAACCGUCGGCGAGGCAUCAACUCCGAGGUCAAGCAGUACCAAGAGCAGAAGCGGGAGGCCGAGAACUACGCCAGGAAGGCCGAGGAACGUGACCAGGCGAUCAUUACCCACAUUCUAUGGAAGCUCUUCCAUUUCCAGCGCUUGAUCGAUGAUUCGAGUGCUGACAUUCAGAAAUACCAGGAUGAGCUUAAGGAAUACCGCCGUGGUGUCGAGAAAUAUGAGACGAACGUUGAAGAUGCCAAGAAAGAGCAUGCCCGUGUUGGCAGAGAUGUCAGCAAGGCUGAGAAGAGUAUCGUGAAAAAGGAGAAGGAAAUCGAAGAACUCAACAACUCUCUGGUACCCGUCGAUGAGAAGGUUGACAUUACCCAGAAAAAGGUUGAGCGAUACGCAUCGAAAAUCGACGAGAUUAGGAAGGAGCGUACAACCUACUCCAAUGGUGCUAAGAAGCUGAAAAAUGACCUGAAGCUCGUAGAGAAAGCUCAGGCUCAAUGGGAGACCGAGUGGCAAAAGACAACAAGCAAGCAGGGCAUUCAGCUCAGUGAAUCUGAUCAGCAAGAAUACCAUAAGCUCCGGGAAGAAGUGAGCAAACGUUCAUCUGCAGAUCAACUGAAUCUCGACAAUCUGCAGAGACAACGGAAGACCGAAGCCGAAGCUGUUAACAGCCUGAAAGGCAAGUUCGAAGGUACUCAAUGGCAGCUGAAAAGCCUGGAGUCGGAUGCUCAGAACAUGAUUGAGCGUCAAGCAUCUCUUGAGGAUACGACAAAGAUUACUUCCAAGGAAAUCGAGCGCAAGAAAAAGGAGCUCAACACCUUGACAUCGGAGCGCCUGAAGGUCUCGCAAGUGAGGACGGAGCUCGAGGAGAAGCUGCAGGUUGUGCUGAGGAAGCUGCUUGAAGCAGACAACGGAAAAAAGCAGAACGAGCGUGAGCUGCGCGCCAAAGAGAUGAUUUCGACUCUUAAACGUAUCUUCCCCGGUGUCAAGGGACGAGUCAGUGAUCUAUGCAAGCCCAAGCAGCGUAAGUAUGCUGAGGCAGUUAGCACCGUUCUAGGUCGCCAUUUCGAUGCUAUUGUGGUGGACAAUGAAAAGACUGCCAAGGAAUGCAUCCAGCAUCUUCGCGACCAGCGUGCAGGCCUGGCAACCUUUCUGCCAUUGGAUACCAUCCAGGUGAAGCCUGUCAACUCCAACUUGAAGGGCAUGCACCGAAAUAUGCGCCCGGCCAUUGAGACCAUCGACUAUGAGGACUCGGUCGCUCGUGCUAUUAGCUACGCCUGUGGAAACUCUAUUGUUUGUGAUGAUCUGGACACAGCAAAGUACCUUUGCUACGAGAGGAACGUUGAUGCUAAAGCUGUUACCCUGGAUGGUACAGUGAUCCACAAAGGUGGUCUCAUGACCGGUGGACGAGGUCCCCAGCAGAACUCCAAACGCUGGGAAGAUUCUGAAGUGGAGAAUCUCUACAAGCUGAAGGAUAAACUGAUGGGCGAUCUUGGCAAUCUUCCUAAGAGCCACCACCGUGGCUCGGAGGAAGAAACCCUGCAGGGUGAGCUGGUUGGUCUCGAGCAGCGAUUGAACUACUCCCGCGAAGAGCUGAAGGCACUCGAGAGAAACAUCAAGAGCAAGCGCAGCGAGCUAGACUUUGUCAAGCGCCAGUUGGAAGACUUGCGUCCCAAAUAUACUGAGCGCAAGGAGAAUCUCGAUGAGCUGGACCAGACCAUUGAGAUUUCUCAAUCAUCGGUUAGUAAAGUCGAAGAUGAGAUCUAUGGCCAGUUCUGCAAGCGCCUUGGAUAUGAUGAUAUCCGCGAAUAUGAGGCACAACAAGGCUCGUUGCAGGAGGAAGCUGCGCAGAAGAAGCUCGAGUUCACCACCCAAAAGAGUCGUAUCGAAAACCAGCUCAGCUUUGAAUUGCAGCGGAUCAAGGCGACGGAGGACCGUGUCAGCGGUCUCGAGGCCCAGCUUGAGCGCGAUAUGCGUUUGAUUGAGGAGCUUAACAAGGAACAAGAGGAGAUCCGAAACAAGCUUGACGAGUGUGCUGCCGAACUUGAGCUUCUGCGGGAGCACCUGGAGAAGCAAAAGGAGAUAUAUGCGCAGUCAGCAGAGAACUUGGCCGAGCAACGAAGAGAACUGCAGAAGCGCAGCAAACACGUUGAAGCGGCGCUUAAAAACAUUAAUGUGCAUGAAGCUGAAAUCCAGCGUAAUUCGUCUGGCCGUUAUGCUCUUCUCCGCCGAUGCAAGCUUGAAGACAUCGACAUUCCGUUGACCGACUCAUCUAAUUCCUUCGAAAAACUUCCCAUCGAUGAUUUGGUGCAGGCUGCCGAUCCAGAUGCCAUGGAUGUUGACGAGGCUGAUGAGCUUGAUGAAACUCCCAUGGUCCAGGACUACGGAAUUGAGGUCGACUUUGACUCUCUCGGCGAAACACUCAAAGAGGAGGCCGAUGAUAAGCUCGAAGAUGAGUUGCUUGAAAAGAUUCGCCUUCUGAACAGCGAGCUCGAUAAAAUGGCACCAAACACCCGCGCGAUGGAGCGCCUCGAGACGGUUGAGAACAAGCUUCGCAGCACCGAGCAGGACUUUGAGGAUGCGCGCAAGCAAGCCCGGAAGGCCAAGGAGGGGUUCGAGGCAGUGAUGAAGAAGCGUUCCGAUCUCUUCAACAAGGCCUUUGCGCACAUUUCCGAGCAAAUCGGUCCCAUCUACCGGGAAUUGACACGCAGUGCCAACUAUCCGCUGGGCGGACAAGCAUACCUUGAUAUCGAGGACUCGGAUGAGCCCUACCUCGAUGGCAUUAAAUAUCACGCCAUGCCUCCCCUGAAGCGUUUCCGUGAUAUGGAACACUUGUCUGGUGGUGAGAAGACCAUGGCCGCGCUUGCUUUGCUGUUUGCAAUUCACUCAUACCAGCCUUCGCCUUUCUUCGUGCUGGACGAGGUUGACGCAGCCCUUGACAACACCAAUGUUGCCCGCAUUGCCAACUAUAUCCAUGACCAUGCCGCUCCUGGUAUGCAAUUCAUUGUCAUUAGUUUGAAGACUGGGCUGUUCCAAAACAGCGAGGCGCUGGUCGGAAUCUACAGAGAUCAAGAGGAGAAUAGCAGUAAAUCCCUGACUCUUGAUCUCCGCAAAUACACCUGA
Molecule: messenger RNA, 3771 nt
Organism: Penicillium odoratum
Lineage: Eukaryota; Fungi; Ascomycota; Eurotiomycetes; Eurotiales; Aspergillaceae
Product: cohesin subunit SMC1
Exons: 6
Coding region: 1-3771 (1256 amino acids)
Biological process (GO): sister chromatid cohesion
Cellular component (GO): nucleus; cohesin complex; chromosome
Molecular function (GO): ATP hydrolysis activity; DNA binding; ATP binding
Source: RefSeq, a predicted model, not a curated record